This is a messenger RNA of Cyanistes caeruleus (blue tit), 345 nucleotides long. Lineage: Eukaryota; Metazoa; Chordata; Aves; Passeriformes; Paridae. The record is from RefSeq and is a predicted model, not a curated record.
CGAGCUGUCCCCGCUGUCCCCAGCAGGUACCUGGUGAUGGCCGGGACCCCCGAGAAGAUCCUGGAGCACCUGCUGGAGUUCAUGAGGCUCGAUGCCACCCUCUACGACCCCGUGGACACGCUGCUGGGGGAUUUCCUGCUCACCUACACCGUGUUCAUGCCGACCUCGCAGCUCUGCCGGGCCCUGCUGCACCAUUUCCGCGCGGAGCCUCUGGAAGGUUCGGAGCAGGACAAGGCCGCCUAUUCCCUGCGGAAGCGGCGGAAAAUCCUGCGGCUCGUCAGCCAGUGGGUGCUGCUCUACGGGCGGCUGCUGCAGGGCGACCGCAGCACCACGGCGCUGCUGCAG